Molecule: messenger RNA, 1458 nt
Organism: Chondrus crispus (carragheen)
Lineage: Eukaryota; Rhodophyta; Florideophyceae; Gigartinales; Gigartinaceae
Exons: 1
Coding region: 1-1458 (485 amino acids)
Source: RefSeq, a predicted model, not a curated record
AUGAUCCGCGACGGCCUCCUCACGUACGCCUCGACCCCCCCCUUCCUCACGCGCGAGCUCCGCGCCCCUCUUCCCAACCUGCUCGCCAUCGCCUUCGUCAUCACGCUCCUCUCCUACCAUCUCACCUCGCUGCUCCUCUCGCUUCUCCUCUCGCUCAAGCCCGCGCGCACUGCCUCCCUCUCCUCCGUGCACACACUCCUCCUCGUCCGAAACUCCUCUCCGCUGUCCGUGCUCGCUAGCGUGCUGCGUCACGACUCCCUCACUCGCCUGCACCACGGACGCCAAGCGCUCCGCCGCGUCACCGUCGCGCGCCACCACCACCAAGUCCCGCUCCGCGCCGCGCUGCGCCUGCUGCUCCUGCUCGCCGUCGCCCCGCUCGUGUCCAUCGCCUCGGUCGCCGUCACGCUGAGCCGCGACGCCGCGCUCUCCGCGUCCGCGGCCCGCUUCGCCGGUGUUGCCCUCGGCUUUGCACACCCCGCCGCGCCGCCCGUGCGCGCCACUCGCAUCAGCCAUCGCUGCGCACUCGUCCCGCUCCAGCUGGGGCCGCGCGACUCCGCCCUCGUCGAGUUCGCAGCGUGCCAGCUGCCAAUUGCGUUUCAGCCGGGCUUCGCGCCGGGCGAAGCUGGCCUGGGCUUCGCGAUUACAAGGAACUCGAGUAUUACUGUCUGGGUUAAUGUGGAUAAAGUGUUUGCCAGCCGGCGCAAGAGCGUGUCCAUGUAUGCGGGGGAGACGCUGUACUAUAUAGAGCCGCACGUGGAUGAGGAAGCCUUGAACCGCGUCGUUGAGUAUGGCAUGGAGAGGAUUGCGAGCGUGUGUGGAGGAGGGAGGGAGGGAGAGAGGGACCAAAGGGUGCAGUAUCCGGAGGAGGAUGGGCAAGAGCAUGUGGUUGGGGUUCUUCGACCAUGCGAGGUGGAGACGGACGAGAGAGCGAUGGAGCUAGCGGCUGGGAUUUUGAAUGACGUGGGGCGGUUCAUUACGUUUGUGGAGACAGAGAGGUUGAUGGUGGCUGAGUAUCGGCUGACGUUUGAGGAGGGGGGAGUUCCGGCGCUGCCGUUUUGGGACGGGGGGAGGAUCGCGUUGGUGAUGAGAAGGAGUAGGUAUGUUGCGUUGGAGGCGCUGGCUGUGGUGACGGCGGUCGUGCUCUUGAUGAGGGUUUUGGUUGCGCUGGUGGGGAACAAUGACGUGGCCACGGGUGUCGAUAGACUUGUUAGGGAGCGGCUUGGGUUUCGUUGCUGCGACUUUUUGCUUGGGGAGAAGGAAAUGGUCGAGUUUGCGUGUAAGAGCCAGACGGGGGGCGUGGCGCAUCUGGGCUUGCCCAUGGCGGAUAUGCCACGAGUGGAAAGCUUUGCAGGCGGCGUUAUCGGCGUAGAACGGAUCGGGAACCUGGAUAGCUCGCUGGUGGGCGCCAGCACGGGAGAGAAUUCUUUAGAUGACGAUACCAUGCCCUUGGCGGACUGA